AUGAGUUUCAGUUUGGAUUUUGUUGAACAACUCAAUAUUCCUGAAGUCAUGUUUUACACUACAAGUGCUUGUGGCUUCAUAGGGUACCUUCACUAUGGUGAACUUGUUGCUAGAGGAUAUGUCCCUCUUAAAGAUGAAAGUUGCUUUACAAAUGGAUAUUUAGAGGCAGAGAUUGAUUCGAUACCGGGGAUGAAAGGCAUUCGACUUAAGGACAUUCCAUCAUUUAUUCGAACCACUGAUCUGAAUGAUAUCAUGCUGAAUUACAACAUCGUGCAGCACGAACAUGCAUCAAGGGCUAAGGCCAUCCUUUUCAAUACAUAUGACGAAUUGGAAGAAGAAGUUCUGAAGUAA
This is a messenger RNA of Fraxinus pennsylvanica, 351 nucleotides long. The record is from the annotation of a GenBank genome assembly. Lineage: Eukaryota; Viridiplantae; Streptophyta; Magnoliopsida; Lamiales; Oleaceae.